GAAAAUGCGAGACUACGACAAAUUAAAUUAAAUUUAGAAUCAAGAGCUGUUUCUGCUCCUCCCAUACAGACCCCGCCCGCUUUUAUCAGGCCACACCUACUAAUGAACCUACACGUACCACCAUCAUGCGGUCCUCCAUCACUAGUAGAUAGACCAGUGGGUGGAGUCAAUACAUUAACCACCUUCCCAUUAAGAGGAACCGAUACUCCAGAAAGGGCUACUGUUUCAUCAGAUUCAAGAUCAUUUCCACCGCCUCCUCCUAGACCAAAUGAUCCCUCACUAACUAUAGGAAGGAGAAUUAUUCCAAGAGAAGCUGGGCCUGACACUGUUAUAUCCCACCCUCCCCGGUCAUCAAUGAGGCGGUCAGGUAGCUCUGGAGGGACUACCUCCUUCACAUUACCCUCAAUUGUAUCCUCAGUCACUGUUAGGAGACCAACUGUUGCUAUGACGCCAGCCGUCAAUGACUUGGCAGUUUUAUCCUGCAUUAGAGCAAGGGCUCAGGAAAGGGGCAGGGCUGUAGGUGGGGCCUCAAGAGGAGGAGGUGAGAAGAGGAAACUUGAGACCGACUCAAUGAGACCUCCCAGUAGAAAGAGAGUAUUAAACUCACUGAUUGCUCCUGGAAGACUGAGUAUAAGGACACCACCAAUUGAUGGGAGAAUGGGUAAUUAAAU
This is a messenger RNA of Amphimedon queenslandica, 671 nucleotides long. RefSeq lists its product as uncharacterized. The transcript has 4 exons. NCBI's taxonomy places the organism in Eukaryota, Metazoa, Porifera, Demospongiae, Haplosclerida, Niphatidae. The record is from RefSeq and is a predicted model, not a curated record. The coding region runs from base 103 to 669 and encodes 188 amino acids.